CUUUCAGUUUGAAGAAUCCAAGAAGAAAGAAACUGACAAUUUAAUGCCAAAAAAUAAAAUAAAAAAAAACAGCUUCUAAUCUGGUUUGUCAUUAAACAUCACAAAAUUAAUCCGACAUCAGUUACUAGUACUAGUAAUUAGUACUGCAAUUAAUCAAGACUCUUCAAUUCUUGAUUAAAUGGGUAACCACCAUAGCCAUUUUUCUCACAGAAAACAUAAACACCAUCAUAAUCAACAAGGUCCCUCAUUACCAGUGAGUACUCAGAUGGGUUUGGCUUUGCCUUAUGCACAUGUUGACACUAGUUUGCGUGGUCUUGCUGGUAAAGCUGAGGGAUUUGGUGCUUCUUCUAUUGGUGGACGUGAUGGUCAUAUUUAUCAAGUUGUUAAUCUUAAUGAUGAUGGGCCAGGAUCACUUCGAGACGGAUGUCGUAAAAAAGAACCUCUAUGGAUCGUCUUUGAAGUUUCGGGGACCAUCGAGCUCCGUUCUUAUUUGAGUGUGUCGUCUUUCAAAACUAUUGAUGGGCGAGGCCAAAAAAUCAAACUCACAGGAAAAGGUUUGAGGUUGAAAGAAUGUGAACAUGUGAUCGUCUGUAAUCUAGAGUUUGAGGGAGGUAGAGGACCUGAUGUUGAUGGCAUUCAGAUUAAACCAAAGUCGAGACAUAUUUGGAUAGAUCGUUGUAGCCUUAGCGACUAUGAUGAUGGUUUAAUUGACAUCACAAGAGAGAGCACAGAUAUUACUGUUUCUAGGUGUCACUUUUCAAAGCAUGAUAAAACAAUGCUUAUCGGAGCAGAUCCGUCUAAUUGUAGUGACAGAUGUAUGAGGGUCACCAUUCACCACUGUUUUUUUGAUGGAACUAGACAGCGGCAUCCUCGUGUUAGGUUUGCCAAAGUACAUUUGUACAAUAACUACACCAGGAACUGGGGAAUUUAUGCGGUUUGCGCUAGUGUAGAAUCACAGAUAUAUUCGCAAUGCAACAUAUAUGAAGCUGGACAAAAAAAGGUGGCCUUCAAAUAUCUCACGGAGAAGGCAGCUGACAAGGAAGAAGCAUGUACUGGUAGCAUUAAAUCUGAAGAUGACUUGUUUGUUUGUGGAACUCAGGCUGGUUUAUUGUCUACUUGCAACGAAAAUAACAUCUUCAAUCCAUCCGAAUUCUACCAAAACUGGACUGUUGAACGUCCGAGUGAUCAUCUCAAACACUACCUUCAACAUUGUACAGGAUGGCAGUGUAUCCCGCGGCCAAAUUGAUCAGUCCUGUCUCCAGCUGUUUAGAAUUAUGUGAAUGAACAGAGAUGAUUACGUAAAUUUGUGUGCAUAUACUUCUACAAGGUUGUUUAUCGUUCAAUUUGUUGUUGCUAUCUCCUGUCUUGCUUUAUAGUCUAUGUCUAUGUAUUGGUUUAACAUAAAUAAACUACAAUUGGCAUUGUAAACCCAGAAAUUCCAAACGUUUCUCAGGCUUGCAGUCUCUUUUGGUAUGAAUUAUUGCAUAUGAACAAAUUAAUUUAC
Capsicum annuum is the source of this 1504-nucleotide messenger RNA. RefSeq names its product probable pectate lyase 4. Lineage: Eukaryota; Viridiplantae; Streptophyta; Magnoliopsida; Solanales; Solanaceae. Gene Ontology annotation, molecular function: pectate lyase activity. The coding region runs from base 179 to 1246 and encodes 355 amino acids. The record is from RefSeq and is a predicted model, not a curated record. The transcript has 5 exons.